Molecule: messenger RNA, 3324 nt
Organism: Pleuronectes platessa (European plaice)
Lineage: Eukaryota; Metazoa; Chordata; Actinopteri; Pleuronectiformes; Pleuronectidae
Gene: ift88
Product: intraflagellar transport 88 homolog
Exons: 24
Coding region: 118-2592 (824 amino acids)
Biological process (GO): intraciliary transport; kidney development; non-motile cilium assembly
Cellular component (GO): ciliary basal body; centriole; non-motile cilium
Molecular function (GO): kinesin binding
Source: RefSeq, a predicted model, not a curated record
UGAUCCGGUGAAACGACAACAAACGGACUUUUUGCUGCUACUCGGCGAUGCUUAGUGUUUUCUUUCCACAUUUAUAGACUUGUCCUCCCCGCACCUCUCAAGAGGAGAAGAGGAGACAUGGAGAACGUGCACCUGGCUCUGGAGGAGGAGGACCUUUACUCCGGCUACAACGACUACAAUCCAACAUUUGACUCCGAGGAGCUGGAGAAUGAUGCAGGCUUCCAGCAAGCAGUGAGGACCAGUCAUGGAAGAAGACCCCCGAUGACUGCCAAAUUUCCCGGCACCGCCAUUGGAGCUCGGCCUUUAGCGACUUCAUUUGGAUCUCGAAUCCCUAUGACAUCUUCAAUGGGCAGACCUGUGACUGGAGCUGUGCAGGACGGAGCCGCCCGACCAAUGACUGCUGUAAGAGCCGCAGGUUACACCUCCUCCAUGACUCGUGGCUCAAAUUUUGACCCUCUGGGACAGUCCAGAGGCCCCGCCCCCUCUCUAGAGGCCAAGAAUGAGGAUACGCCUGAGGAGAAGAUCAAGAUCCUGGAGAAGAAAGUGAAUGACUUGAUAGAAGAGAGCUGCAUGGCACAGAGCAUUGGAGCCUUACAACUGUCACUUGAAAAAGGCAAGGAGGCAGGGAGGAAGGAGAGAGCACUGGUGAGACAGAGGGAACAGACCGGAAAUGCUGAACACAUCAAUCUAGACCUCACCUACUCAGUUUUGCUCAACCUUGCCAACCAGUAUGAGAACAAUGAAAUGUACCCCGAGGCCCUAAACAGCUACCAGGUCAUUGUGAAGAACAAGAUGUUCAAUAAUGCAGGCCGACUCAAGGUCAACAUGGCCAACAUCUACUUCAAACAGAAAAACUACCCCAAAGCCAUCAAGUUCUAUCGAAUGGCGCUGGAUCAGAUCUCCAACGCUCACAAAGAAAUGAGGAUCAAGAUCAUGCAGAACAUCGGCGUGGUCUUUGUUCGCAUGGGUCAGUACUCGGAUGCCAUCACAUCUUUCGAACACAUCAUGAGCGAGAGCCCCAACAUUAAGACAGGCUUCAACCUCAUCCUGUGCUACUACGCCAUCGGUGACAGGGAGAGGAUGAAGAAGGCCUUUCAGAAGCUCAUUUCAGUCCCUCUGGGCAUCGAUGAUGAAGACAAAUACAUCGCAUCUAAUGAUGACACCAGUUCCAAUAUGGUCACUGAGGCCAUUAAGAAUGACAAGCUUCACCAGAUGGAGAGAGAUCUAAAAGUCCUGGCUGAGAAAUACAUCAUGACUGCAGCUAAACUCAUCGCUCCAACUAUUGAGACCUCCUUUGCCACUGGAUUUGACUGUUGUGUGGACAUGGUGAAAAGUUCUCAGUACGUCGAGCUAGCCAACGAUCUUGAGAUCAACAAAGCCAUCACCUAUCUCAGACAGAAGGACUUCAACCAGGCAGUUGAAACCCUGAAAACGUUUGAGAAGAAGGACAGCAGAGUGAAGAGCGCUGCCGCCACCAAUCUUUCUUUCCUGCACUUCCUGGAGAAGGAAUAUGAUCAGGCUGAGCGCUACGCUGACCUUGCCAUGAACGCCGAUCGCUACAAUCCAGCAGCACUGAUCAACAAGGGCAACACCCUGUUCGUCAAACAGGACUAUGAGAAGGCUGCAGAGUUCUACAAAGAAGCGCUGAGGAAUGACUCCUCCUGCACCGAGGCCCUCUACAACCUGGGUCUAUCCUAUAAAAAACUGAAUCGACUGGAGGAGGCUCUUGACUGCUUCCUGAAGCUCCAUGCCAUUCUUAGGAACAGUGCCCAGGUCAUGUACCAGCUGGCUCAUCUCUAUGAGCUUCUGGAGGAUUCCCAACAGGCCAUCGAGUGGUUGAUGCAGGUCAUCAGUGUAACUCCCACAGACCCACAGGCACUGGCCAAGCUGGGGGAGCUGCACGAUGGUGAUGGGGACAAGUCCCAGGCCUUCCAGUACUACUAUGAGUCUUUUAGAUACUUCCCCUCCAACAUCGAUGUGAUUGAGUGGCUCGGAGCGUAUUACAUCGAGACUCAGUUUUGUGAAAAAGCUAUUCAGUACUUUGAAAGAGCCACACUCAUUCAACCAACACAGGUGAAGUGGCAGCUCAUGGUUGCAAGCUGCUACAGAAGAAGUGGAAACUACCAGAAAGCUCUGGAAACAUAUAAAGACAUCCACCACAAGUUUCCAGAAAAUGUGGAAUGUCUGCGUUUCCUGGUGAGGCUGUGCACGGACAUGGGACUGAAUGAAGUCCAAGAAUACGCCACCAAGCUGAAGAAGGUGGAGAAGAUGAAGGAGAUGAGAGAACAGAGAGUGAAGUCGGGCAGAGAGGGAAGCGCCCGAGGUCGGAGAGAAGGCAGAGAGGGCAGUGGUGGGAGUGCCGACAGCAACCACAGCAGCAACAGCGCUAAGGGAGAGCGGCUGAGCGCCAGGAUGAGGUCACUUCCUGCUUCCAACGAGCCCUACGAGGCCAACAGCCCAAAAGAACUGGAUGCGUCCUACGUGGAUCCCCUGGGGCCUCAGAUGGAGAGGCCGAAGACGGGGGCCAAGAAGCGAGUGGAGGAUGACGACUUUGCGGAUGAAGAGCUGGGAGACGACCUGCUGCCCGAGUAGCUGCAUAAUGUCUUUUACAUUUUCGACCUUUUACAUGGUAAACACUUUACUUUUCACGGUUAUGGUCCAAAUGAAUGUUUACAUCAGCCGUGCAGAAGUCUGAUGUCUUCACCCCUGUCACAUUCGGAAAAGUAAAUAUUUAUACAUGUGUAUUUAGUAGAGGAAUACUUACACACAUAAAGACUUAUAUACAUGGACUGAUUGCAAAAUGUUGCGGCUCAGUAUUUUGCACAGCUUUGUUGUUGUUUUUUCCACCAGCACAAUGAAACAGACAUUUGACAGCAACAGUGACGCUUAACUUAAAUUUGAACCUGUGUAGAUGAAUUAUGUUAUAUUAUAUUAUCUUGGACGUCUUGUUCUGGCCCAUGAGUAAAUGUGUUGCGCAGGUUAUUCAGAGUGGAUUUGAACUUCUGCCAAAAAGCGACAAGGAUGAAAUGUUGCAUCUUCAUCCUCACGUCACCUUUUUCCUUGUCAACCCAGUGCUGGAGCCAAGCAAUGACAGACAUGACAUUUUUUUCUGACAGCGCUGUAUGUUUCCAUGUGUGACCCUGGGAACUCUCUGGAGAAUCCAUCAGCACAACACUUCACCAGACUCAUGUAAUAAAUCCAUUACAUGAGUUUAGUGUUGUAAUUUGUACCAAAAUGUUUAUUUGUAGUAUAAUAUUUAUAUUUUCUUGUUUGUUCAAUCAUUGUUUGCUAAGUAUACGAUUAAAAGAGACAAUAUUUAUGUAA